AUGUCAGCCCCCAACCAAUCCAACACCAACUCUUUGCCUUUUCUCCUGGUGGGCAUCCCUGGGCUGGAAACUCUCCACAUCUGGAUUUCCAUCCCAUUCUGCUUUAUGUACAUCAUGACCUUGCUGGGAAAUGGCAUGGUCCUUCUCACUGUAGGUCUGGAGGAAAGCCUCCAUGAGCCUAUGUACUACUUCAUGUCCAUGCUGGCUACCAUCGACCUUGUCUUCUCAACUGCUGUGGUUCCCAAAAUGCUGGGUGUAUUCUGGCUGGGUGCAAGAGAAAUUCCUUUUGAGGGCUGCUUCGUCCAGAUGUUUUUCAUCCACACGUUCACGGCGGUGGAGUCGGGAGUGCUCCUGGCCAUGGCCUUUGAUCGCUACGUAGCCAUCUGCAAUCCCCUGAGAUACACCACCAUCCUGACGAGUUCAAGGACCACCCAGAUAGGACUGCUGUCUCUAGCCAGGGGGGUUGCUGUCAUGAUCCCGUUGAUGGGCCUUCUCACUAGCUUACCCUACUGCAAAGCAAGAGUCAUCCCUCACUCCUACUGCGAGCACAUGGCCGUGGUGGAGCUGGCCUGCGCCGACCCAUCCAUCAGCAAUCUCUACAGCGUCAUCGUGGCAACACUCUUGGUGGGGUCAGACUCCGCCUUCAUCACCUUCUCCUAUGGUAUGAUCCUCAGGUCUGUGCUAAGGCUGCCAUCCAGGGAGGCACGCCUCAAGGCCCUCAGCACCUGCGGGUCCCACGUUUCCAUCAUCCUGGUGUUUUACAUAGGUGGCCUCCUCUCCAUGUACCUGCAGAUGUUUUCCUUUGGCUUGCACCCUCACACUCAAGUCUUGGUGGCUGACUUCUAUUUGACAGUCCCUCCGAUGAUCAAUCCACUCAUUUAUGGCAUGAAGACAAAGCUGAUCCGGGAACGGAUCCUGAAACUCCUGGAGCAGUUGGCAGGACUCAGGAUCUCACCUGCUGAGAAGGACAGGGCAGAUCCUGAGAAAGGGAGGCUCUCCUAG
Molecule: messenger RNA, 1002 nt
Organism: Dromaius novaehollandiae (emu)
Lineage: Eukaryota; Metazoa; Chordata; Aves; Casuariiformes; Dromaiidae
Product: olfactory receptor 52K2-like
Exons: 1
Coding region: 1-1002 (333 amino acids)
Biological process (GO): G protein-coupled receptor signaling pathway
Cellular component (GO): plasma membrane
Molecular function (GO): olfactory receptor activity; G protein-coupled receptor activity
Source: RefSeq, a predicted model, not a curated record